AUGUCAGUGGUUCAUCUAUAUUUUCUUCGCUUUUCCAUUGCAGGUAAAACUACCCUAUUGAGAAUCGAUUGCGGAACAGAUUCGAGCUACAGAGACAGUACUGAUGGAAGCUAUUGGCAAUCUGAUGAGAAUUACAUCAAAACGGGCACUAACAGAAAGGUCUCAACCAGCAGAAUAGAACAAUUCAACAGUCUCCGCGCCUUUACACAACAAAACAAGAACUGUUACACAUUACCGACCCCAACUCAAGCGAAGUACUUCAUCAGAGGCUCUUUCUACUACGGCAACUACGAUGGCCAGUCGAAGCCGCCAACCUUCGACCUGGAGUUCGAUGGAAACAAAUGGGCUAGUGUCGUUACUUCGGCCACACGGCUCCAAUUUCACGAGCUGAUCUACAUGCCCAAAGGAGAAAACAUCAGCGUGUGUUUAGCUAGAACGCAGGACAAGCAAUUUCCUUUCAUUUCGAUAUUGGAGAUCUGGCCUUUGGACGACAAUAUGUACGAGGGUAUGAGCGGGGACGUUGCGUGGCUCAGAAGCUACGGCUAUAACUAUGGCGGCGGUUCAAAUGAUUUGGAAAAUUGGAUCCUUGGGUUUCCAAUGGAUGACUACAACAGAGUAUGGCAACCAUAUGAUCCCCCAGGCAUAAAUGUAGUCACAGCCCUCUCAAUAAGCCAAAACAACGUCAAUGAUCCACCUGAAGAAGCAAUCAUCACAGCAAUUGAAGCAGCAGAUCCAGCAGACGUGAUCAACUUACCAUUCACGCUCGCCACAACCACUAACCUCAACUACAUAGCGGCUUACUUCACCGAGCCACAUGAAUUUUUGGAUAACGACACAAGAUUGAUCGAUAUCUAUGUGGAAGAUGAUUUCAUGCUCACAGUCGAGCCUGAGAUUGGGAUCUGUACUUGCGCAUUGAUCAGGAUUCAGUCAGAUGGUACGCUAAAUGUUCAACUGCGCCAAAAUGGUAGUUCUACAUUACCUCCCGUGAUCAGCGCAAUUGAAGUGUACACAGCUGGCAACCCGCUUGUCCCCGGCACAACUUCGAAAGAUGAUUUGGAUGGACUUCAGGUCUUCAUCAACGCCUUUGAGCAGCUAAGCGGUUGGAGCGGAGAUCCCUGUCUUCCAAACAACACCGUAUGGCAAUGGUUGGGUUGCAAUGGUAAUGACCCGCCAAGAGUAAGCAAAAUAGAUCUCUCAGGAUACGGUCUAAAUGGUCCUCUGCCAGAAUUCAGCCAAAUGCAAGCUCUCGAGACCAUGUAAAUCAGCCUUGGCUUCAUUUAGCCCUGAAGAAUUCUUCUCUUUGCUUUCUUGUUACUAAUUUCCAUGUGCUCGCUUCUUCAGAAAUCUCGGAAACAACAGCCUCAACGGACAAAUCCCAAGUUUCCUCGGGUCACUUCCCAAUUUAAAGCAACUUGAUCUCCAAAACAAUAACUUCUCUGGAAAAAUCCCAAAGACCAUAACUCAGAACAAAAAGAUCACCUACAAUGUUAAAGGGAACCCCCAUGUGCACUGUCCAAAGAAGAAAAACCUGGCUCUGAUCAUUGGUCUCUGUGUGAGCUUACCUGUCGGCCUAAUCUUAGUGAUUACCCUAGUUUUUUUCGUGACACGAAGACAUCCGCCACCACCCACCCAAGGACAACUCACACUGGCUGAGUUGAGUAGGGUCCAGAAAAUGAAUAUUCAGGGGAAUCAUCCAGGACAAAGCGCUUCUUUAAGUACACAAACACCUACCACACCAUCUCAGAACAAUCAGCACAUUGAGCCAAUUUCGAACCUAGGAAAUGUUGCUUCACCUCCAUUCUCCUCAAGCAUGAGUCAAGCAAACCAAGGAAAUGGUCAUUUGACGCCACUGUCGACCAAUACCGUAGGAAAUAGCGAUCAGUUUCAGGGAUUUGACAGGGAUGAGCUUGAUGAACUACUUGAUCUUCAUAUUAGAACAAGAUAAUGAUGACUUUGCUGAAGCUUUUGUAACCAUCAGAAUUAUCUGCUGUCUCAGAGCUCAGGAGUUGGACAUCUCCCGGAUCUUCCCACUCCAAAUAAUGU
Messenger RNA from Syzygium oleosum, 2043 nucleotides. RefSeq names its product probable LRR receptor-like serine/threonine-protein kinase At1g05700. Bases 1 to 1260 code for a protein of 419 amino acids. NCBI's taxonomy places the organism in Eukaryota, Viridiplantae, Streptophyta, Magnoliopsida, Myrtales, Myrtaceae. The transcript is spliced from 7 exons. The record is from RefSeq and is a predicted model, not a curated record.